CCCGCCCCGAAUAAGUUGUAAGUUCCAACGUCGAUGGUUGUUUAGUAAGGUACAGCAUGUCAGCAGUGCUUUUGCGAGUGAAGCGAAAGCGAUGUGCCGAUCCAGCUGAAGCUUUAUUGCUUUCUUGCAAGCGAUGGCGUGGUAAUAAUGGAGUGGGCUAUAACGAAGAUGCGGCGAUUCAUGACACUGACUCUGAGCCCGUGGAGAUUCAUAAUUCUGUUUUCAAACUCGCUGCCACUGUGAAGUCGCAGGAUGAUUCUGUCCAGUCACAUGUUCGUGAAGCCAUCUCAAGGGAGAAAGCCGCAGAAGCUUUGAGACCAUCUGUGGGGAGUGCUCAACGAAUUUUGAAGGACCUCCGUCUUGCCAAGCAAGCAAGUCGACAAGAGAGUCGCUACCGGGUUGUAUCUAGACACAGGGACAAAACUGAUGGCUUGGAACACACUUCAGGAAGCAAUGAGGAAGCAGACCAGGUUGAUGGGCAGUUAUCAAGCACAGAUAGUAAACUCCUAGAUGAAGAAGCAUCAAAAAGUCAAACCAGUGAUGGCCAUGAGAAUGGUGAAUUCCAGCUUUUUGAUAUUGUGCAGGAAGAUGAGGAUGAUUCGGCUUGCACAGUACCCUGCUCUAGUGAGACUCUGUCUGUCGAUCCAGAUGAAAUAUUGUGCAAUUCUGUGAAGAUGAUCAGGGAAAAGCUGGUUUUGAGUAAAUCAGGUCAAGGGUCUGAACACAGAGAGCAAGAUGAUGAGUACGUGUAUGAUAUUUAUUACAUGGAAUCCUCUACUCCAGGUUGGAUCCAGGAUAUUCUCUCUGUCCAGCCCUAUAGUGGAGAGUGUGAACUGGUGGAUGAGGAAGAUAAUGGACCCCAGGAAAUGUUUGAGGAUGAAGAUGAUGAAAAUGAAGAAAACAACUGGCGGAAUGACUACCCUGAUGAAAAUGAGUUUGUAGAUGAGGAAGAAGCUGAUGAGACAGAUGAGGAUGCUACUGACCAAGAUCACUACAGAGUACAAGAGAACAACGAUUAUUCUAGUGAAGAACAUAGUGAUGAGGAGGAUGUUGGAAUUGGGUACCAUGGUGGAAGAACCUGGCACAAAUACCAAGAGGAUGCCCUUCGAGAGUUUGACUAUGAUGAGCCUGGUGGCUUUGAUUCAGACUGACAAUAACAUAAUUGGCAAAAUAGAGACUUGGUAUUUACUGACUUAUGAAGGCACUGUAUCUGCUCAUUCCAGUUGACAACAGGAUGACUGACUAUUACAUUUUCAUAAAUUUCCUGUUUCGGACUUUCUGUUGAAUGUCGAGAGAGGUCAUCUGUUGUACAGAUACUGUGCUAAACUGUUGCACCACGUUACCUCAGAAUUGUGUGUGUGUGUGUGUGUGUGUGUGUGUGUUUGAUUCUGCAGUAUUGUUAUUCUCACUAGAUAUUCUGUAUUUAUUUCCUUGAAGUCAGUGAACAACUCGGACACUUAACUGCCAUUUUUCUAAUUUGCUUCUAACACUUGCCUGCUGCUUAUAUUUAUAGUAUUAUUAAUGACACUCUGAGUACUUUGAAAAUGUGUUUCAUUUGUCUUUUUGAUUAUUUGGAGCAACUUUUUAUCUUUGUGUAAAUAGUUUGUAUGAGACAGCAUUGAUACUUGUUUUAGAAAAAACAAAUCCCAACAUGACUCUGCAUUGCAAUUAUCUGCCAAGUUACAGAAGGCCAAAGAAGGGGAAAUAAGUAUGUAAAGGCAUGAUAUAAAAUCCAUUCAGUUUGUUGUAGGGUCCAUAAACUUAAGCCACUUCUAGGCCAUUUGCCUCUCCAGCCAUGGAAUAGUAAAUGUAGGUCCAGUGUGACCAAAAACCCAGUAAGUGUGGGAAGGUUAAUGGAUUUAUCCUUUCACUGGGAAACCUUUUCUGGGGAGAAUAAGAAUUGUGCCCAAGUUAGUCUUACAAAUAUGCUGUAGAGCCAUUUUACAUGACAAUGUCAUUGGGUUUAGGAGGGUUAGGCGGUAGUAUCCAUGGACUUAAUUCUGGCUCUCUUGACAGUUUUCAGCCUAUGACUGCCACAAGGAGAGUUUGUGGGAGCCCAGAGACCAGCAGGGUUGUGGAUUUUGGAAGCUGUAGAAAGAUUUUGCUACUGCUCAUCUUCCAGAUUCCUUGCAUUCAUUUUUCUGACUCUUUAUUAGAGUAAUGGAUGGAAUCCUCCUUCAAAUCUUUGUACUAGCUUCUCUCCAUAGCAGCCACCCGGCCAGCAUCCAAGAUGGCUCGUAGCUUCACACUUUGCUUAGGUAGAGUGUAACAGUUGAAGUUGUGUCACUUACAUUGAGAUUGAGUUUUGUUUUCUCAGCUUCGUUGCAAUGAAAUUGAAUUUUUUUUCUCAGCUUCAAACAGGGAACCUUCCUCUGAAACAGUAGGAUCAACAGUGCAUGAAUGGCAAAAAAGAAAUGGUAAGCAUGAAGCUAAAAGCAUCAUCCUAAGUGACCUUAGUUGUAGCACGGAAUGUACCAACACAUUGAUUUGUCCCAUGUGUGGGAUCUAGAGCUUAAAGAACUAUGUUGAGAGGGCUGUAAAAAGAAAACUCCAGAUGUUAUCAACAACAUAUGACCCCUCAACUGAGGAUCUGCCAGUUCUGAGCUAAGUAGUUUAAGCAGAGUCCAUCACAGCUUUUUACUACUACCUAGUUCAUAUUUAAAAAUAAUUCCAAAUAUUCUUGUUAUUUUACUAUACCACAGCUUUAUGUGCAUAGACCGUUCUAUUUUUAAGUGCAAAAAUAGUACACUGUGUAUAUCAGACAUCAAUAUCUCUUCAAAUGUAUGUACCCCAAUGAGUAGCAAAUGGGCAAAAAUUACAAGUGGCAUAAUUAGUGAGUUUCAUAAACAGCUGAGGCUGCUGUGUAGACUAAGCUAACACCUCAUUGCUGUGACUUGUUUGUACGUGGCCAAAACUGACAUACAGUCCUUGAUAUUUUUUUUCUGGUAUUUUGAACAUAUACUUCUGCCAGCCAUUAAACCACCACCAUUGAUGCUGUCACCCAUGGGUUUCCCAUUAUAAGGCAAGAUUAUGACCAUGACAUGACUAGUUGGUGAUUAGAGGAGUUUGCUUUUGUGUCCUGUAUUUCCCUCUGAGCAUGCUUACUGAUGUCCAAGGUUGAAGCAUGCAGUGUGUCAUCACAAGGGUACAGUUCUAGAAGUGAUGUAACCCCUCAAAAGCUCCAUCUCCCUUUCAGCAAGCACUUCUGUAUGACAUUUUUAUAAGAGGUAAGUAGGAGGUGCCUUAUCACUUUCCUUCUAUGUUCUCUCCUUUCCAUACCAGUUCCUCAAGUACCAGGUCUCUAAUUAGACCUAGAUUACAUAAUACAUAAUCAAGGCCUUGUACUUACAGAGCCCAGACAUGGCUUACUUUCCCAUUCUUUAAAUGGAGUCAUUUUCACUGACUAAAAAAAUGACUGUGACAAAUUGAGAUGACAUAUUACACAGCAGUACUUAACUGGGGUGCACAUGUACAUAUCUUUGAGGGUUACUUUGUGAUACACUCUACCCUGGAUUGAUUUACAUUAAAAUUUGAAGUUUGUAUUAAUUUAGCUCAGGAGUCUCCUACUGAAGUAACCACUUGUGCUGUGUGAGUACUGUCAAACUUAGGCAAGGGCCAAAAUCUCUAAGACAAAGAGAAACACAGGCAGUGUGGCUGGAAAGGUAGUCUGUUCACUUUUCUGUAAUUAUGCAGGUUUGAGGGCUGCUUGAGGUUCAAGGGCCACGAGUCUGAGACCACUGAUUUAGCUGAUGGCAGCUACUAAGCUGUUUGCUGGAGCACUGUAAACACCAUGCUGAUAGGCAUCCCUGACUGGUAAACAUCUAAUGACAGUCCUCAGGAUAAUUGCAGAACCUGUGAAAGGGUAGUCAGAGGUAUUGCCUUGAAUUUUAUUGUUUUGUUUUUAUUAACUAGGUAGAUGACAGAUCCAAAUUGAUCCUUUUCUGCAAUUCUAUGCAUACUCAAGUGGUGUAUUUCUUGUUGCAAAAUUAAGCCUAAAGCCCUAUUUUUUUUUAUCUUAGUCUGAUAUGUGCCUGUCUGUCUGGCAGUUGGCGCAGAGGGUUAAGGCUGUAUGCUGUAAUUCCAGUGGUUUAUAGGUUUGAUUUCUCAGCCCUCAUAUGCCUACUAUGUGACCCCUUCAGCAAGUCAUUUCACCAGACAUUUCUUCCAGGUUGCCUCCGAAGGAUUGUGAGUCCAGUGGGCCUACCUAGUUAACAAAUGGUAUUACUAUUAUUACUUUCUAUGCCAUUAUCUAAGCCUUUAGAAUAUUUGCACAUCCUACACUUCUGCAUCUCCUCUUUUUAACUAUUAAGUCUCUUAGCUAUGAUUUUUCCCUUUUUUUCCCUACUAAGGGGCAGCAGUUCAUGUUAUUUUGGUUCCAUCUCCCACCUCUUCUUCCUCCUUCACCAAUUUUAUCUGCAGAUGUCUACCGCAGCUCCUCAGCUUGCUGUCUUUAUAAUGCACAAACUGUGCAUGCAUACUCUUCUUGUCAAUUACACUCUGUGUUAAACCAUAGUACUUAUUAAGGGUAGUGUGAAUUCAUGUCUUUGUUACCUUAAUGUCAUUAUGUUUUUAUAUUUUUUCUGAGUGAAAUGAUGUAUUUUAUCUUUGUUAAUACUUGUUGGGACUGUACUGAUGUGUUUCCCUUGAAAAAGAGCAAUGAGCAUUUAUGGUUUCAACCAGACAACAAAGUGCAAACAAAUAAUUCAGCAGUCCUAUAUAGUGUGAUGAUACUGAGAUUAUAGCCAAGGAUAACAUCAAAAAUCUCAGCAAUGUCUCCCAAUAAUGGUUGUAACAGUGCUUACUAUUAAGUAUUUUUUCCUUCCAUAUCCAGGGUGAACAUUUCAUUUGCCAUGUAGAACAUGAUUUUUUUUAUUCCUGCCACACUUUGAGUAUCUAGCCAAUCUUAAUGUCUUGGUAACCUGCUUGAUCUGUGUAUUCUUCUUUCCAACAGGGGAAAUAGCCUGCUAGCAGCCACACAUUACUGGAUAACUAGGACAAGAGUCUCUGGCAUCAUUGCACUGUCAUUUAUAACUGGAGAGGACAUUUUUAACUUGCUGCUAAUUGUCAGGCUGCUGAAGUGCAUUGAGUGCACAUUGCUGACAAAUACUAGCCCGUGCCCAUGCGUACCAGUUUAUUUUUGGUCAGAUUGUUCUCACUAGAGUGGACCUAUGGUGGGUGUUUAUACACACCGUUGAAAAUUUGACCAGGAUUCUGUAGAAAGUAAGUGAAAUGUUUCUUUUCCAGUUUGUAGAUGGCACAGUGCAGUAAAAGCACGCUAUAGUUGCUGUUUCACAGCAUGAGAAGGUUGAAGGGUAAAAAUACAGAUUUCAGUAUGACAAGUUUUCCAUAUUUGUUUUUAUGGUCUGACAGGCUGAAAGACUUUUAUUGUUGAUCUUUACAACCUGUUUGCCAUCAUAAAAGCAUCUGUUAUGAGUUGGUAUUUUUCAUUGUAGUUUAUUAGUACUGUAAAUGAGGUGCUUAACUUCAUGGCGAGUGGCAAUUUAUUCCAGUGCCUUGGUAAUUAUUGGCUAAUUAGUUUGUUAAUGUUAAGUAGUAGAUUAUUGUUGGAUCCUUUAUCUUACAUUCUAGGUACAAGUCUUUAAUGUUUACAUGCUAGGCACAAGUCCCAUGUAAGUGGUCUGUAGGCUGCAAAGACUACUUUAGCCUGUUAAUGUAGUUCUUCUCUCUCUCCUGUUGUCUUUAAAUUUGUUAGAACUUGAUCAUGUUGUCAGAUGUUUUGCUUUUAUGCUUAGAAUGUGACAGUUUAAUCUGAGAGGAAUGUAAUGGUUUCCUAUGAUCUUCUGGUUGUACCUUUGAAUAUAUGUUGCACUAGAGUGCCCAUUUCUGGCUCUGAAACACAUGAUCACUUGUACUCUCAAGUUAAGCUGCAUAUCAGAAUUGCAAGUCUGCAUUCUUGGAGUCCUGCCAGUUUUAGAAAAAGAAAGUGAACAGCAGCUUUAAGAAAAAACAGCAAAUUCGGAAACUUUUAAUGCCUUUUUUUUUAUAUAUAUAUAUAUAUAUAUAUAUUAAGUCAGAGGAGCAAUCCCCCACAGUCCCAAAUCCCUGCUACAUAAUUAUGUAUGUUAACUCUGGGUGUGCAGUACCUCAAAAUAGGAAGAUUGUGACUUGGUAUAUAUUCCCUACAUUUGCAAUUUCAGUUCUGCUGAACUGAGAAUUGUCAUUAUAGUCGUUAUUUCAAUAAACACCCGUUAAAUUGUUGAUUGAAAUGAAGUGCCUGAUAAAGGUGGUAGAAUGCACUUUGUGGGACAGGUGAAGAAAUGAGGACAUAAGAGCAAAAGCCAAAGUAGCUCAAAUUGCAGAAAAGAUCAGAGAGAACAGAUUACAGUGGUUUGGACACGUGCAGAAAAGCAGAAGACAAUCUGGUGAGGAUGAUUUGGGACACGCACAAAGAAUGUAAGAGGAAGCGAAGACGUCCAGCAACAGAGGUGGUUGGUUUGUGUGAAAAAAUAAUUUGCAACAUUCAGGUAGGAGUGUUGAAGAAGGCAGGAGUGUGGCACUGAAUCGAGAGAGUUGGCGAUAGUUAACAUGAUACCCCAACCCCAUGUAGAAAAAGGUGGCUGAUGAUGAUCCCUUAAAUUAUCAGUUGCACUUACAUUAAUGUAUAUUGUCCUGUUUGUCUUCACUGUAAUUUGUAUUUUAUAAACAUUUUCAUACGUCUUGGAGCUGUAUUGUCUGGGACGUCUAAAUGCACAUUCAUAGUUGACAAAUUUAAAUAAAUGAAUAAAGUUUCCUGUUUGUUUCACAGUCUA
Protopterus annectens (West African lungfish) is the source of this 6770-nucleotide messenger RNA. RefSeq names its product solute carrier family 7 member 6 opposite strand (gene SLC7A6OS). The transcript is spliced from 5 exons. Lineage: Eukaryota; Metazoa; Chordata; Ceratodontiformes; Protopteridae. Bases 57 to 1151 code for a protein of 364 amino acids. The record is from RefSeq and is a predicted model, not a curated record. Gene Ontology annotation, biological process: developmental process.